Molecule: messenger RNA, 4144 nt
Organism: Xyrauchen texanus (razorback sucker)
Lineage: Eukaryota; Metazoa; Chordata; Actinopteri; Cypriniformes; Catostomidae
Gene: znf362a
Product: zinc finger protein 362a
Exons: 9
Coding region: 138-1481 (447 amino acids)
Biological process (GO): regulation of transcription by RNA polymerase II; central nervous system development
Cellular component (GO): nucleus
Molecular function (GO): RNA polymerase II cis-regulatory region sequence-specific DNA binding; DNA-binding transcription factor activity, RNA polymerase II-specific
Source: RefSeq, a predicted model, not a curated record
GAGGCAGACGCAGGGAACUGCACUUUCAUCAGCCGUGAAAUGCGUCUGUGCGCGUUAUUUUUAUUUCGAUCAAAGAAGACAGCUUUUCAAUUAGGAGUGAUUUCAAGGAUGCCGAUAGAAUAAAUGAAAAGUUAAAUAUGGCAGAACCUCGAUUUAAUAAUCCAUACUUUUGGCCGCCUCCACCCUCUAUUCCUGGUCAGUUGGAUAACCUCGUACUGAUCAACAAGAUCAAAGAGCAGCUGAUGGCUGAGAAAAUCAGAUCUCCGCACUUGCCAGCCACUUCUGUCCCUUCCCAGCAGCCCCUGCUGGUGCCGUCCACACCCACAGAAGCUGGGCAACACAAUUUAUCAGCGCCCAAGCUCCAACAGAUGCCAGGGCUCCAUGCUCACAGCACCUCACAGCCAGACAUCGCCCUACAUGCCCGACCCGCCUCAAGCACGGUGGCAGGUCGUAUUCUUGGUGACAUGAACUUGAAUCUGGACGAUAAGGCGGCCAUUAAAGCAAGGGGAUUAUGGGAAGACUGGCAUUUGCGCCAAAUCAUAGACCAGCCAUCCAGAGCGAAUCAUCUGUCAGGACUGUCACUGACGUCAUUGCGAACUGCCAACCACAACACAUCAGAGUCCACAACUCCAACCACCAGCAGUCAAACCCGCCAGAGUGGUGCUCCUUCCCCAAAUCUCAUCUCAGGACUGUCCGGCGGGCCCGGGAUGGAGUCUUUCAAAAACAGCGGAGGAUUGGCAGGACUUCUGGGUCCACCUCCAAAAAGCAUAGGACGAGGGCGUAAAAAGAUUAAAGCCGAAAACCCCUCUGGUCCUCUCUUAGUUGUUCCCUACCCAAUCCUGGCCUCUGGAACUGACCAAUCAACUGUUAGCAUCACUGCCAAAGAGGGCAAAACCUACAGGUGUAAAGUGUGUCCGUUGACGUUCUUCUCCAAGUCAGAUAUGCAGAUCCAUUCCAAGUCUCACACGGAAGCAAAGCCACAUAAGUGUCCUCACUGCACCAAGUCCUUUGCCAAUGCGUCGUACCUGUCCCAGCACCUGCGCAUUCACUUGGGGGUGAAGCCGUAUCACUGCUCCUACUGCGAGAAAUCCUUCCGACAGCUUUCCCACUUACAGCAGCACACUAGAAUCCAUACAGGUGAUCGGCCAUAUAAAUGUCUUCAGCCAGGCUGUGAAAAGGCCUUCACGCAACUCUCAAAUUUGCAAUCUCACCAGAGAUCACACAAUAAAGAUAAGCCUUACAAGUGCUCCAACUGUUACCGUGCUUACUCUGACUCCGCCUCCCUCCAAAUCCACUUGUCUGCUCACGCAAUCAAAAACGCCAAGGCCUAUUGCUGCAGCAUGUGUGGUAGAGCCUACACCUCAGAGACCUACCUAAUGAAACACAUGCCUAAACACGCCGUGGUAGAACACCUGGUGAGUCAACACUCACCACAAAGGACCGAAUCAUCCAACGUCCCCAUCCGUAUUUCCCUCAUCUGAGCACUCUUAUCCGUCAGUCCUUCCCAAUGUUGGCAUAAGCAAGCAAAAUCACUUGUUCUCGGUGGUUUGCCAUUUUCAGUGUUUAUUUGUUAGUUUUACUUUUGAGUACAUUCCAUAAGGUAUUAGAGUGUGUGAAUAGAGGCUCAAAAAAGCAGCAGUGUUGAUUUUUAGGAAGGUUUCUAUUACACAUGUUCCUCUUCUUCAACUUAUUGUUGAGAGGAAAUAAUCGGGAGUCCAAAGAUGGUUACGCAGCACUUUUAGGCCGCACAGUUUUGGCUUUAAACAUUUGUGGUCUGUUAUGACGAUAAAGGCAUUGCUCUUGGCAGCUAUAAGUUUGGGACUUGUAGGUAUUAUGCAUUAUAAAAUCAUGAAGUAUACGUUGUAUGUUCUGAGAUUGAACCAAGUCCUGUACAACCUCUAAUAUUUUUCUGCGCUGUCCUGGGAAAAAUCUCCUCCUUUUGGGCAACUCAAAGUUGCUUUGGAGACCGAUGGUCUUGGGUUUUGAUAAAGUAAAUGUUUUUAUUAAUGUUAAAACAUUAAUGAAAUAAAAAUAAAAUAGAUUUAGCAUUAAAGUUAAUUUUUAAAUAGGACAUUAUUGACAAAUCAACACAUUUAGCAAGAUUUUGCAUGACUAAUUACUUGGUGCUUUACAAAUGUUGUGGUCUGGUGCCAAAAAUAUAAUCAGAAAAGGGCAUCAGAUUCUGAUAUUUCCCCGCAAUGAACAUAAUGGUUAAAUACAGAAUUCUGAAGUUACAUUGAGUCCCUUUGAGUGAAACUCGAACCCUCUGCAUAGAGAUGUUUCGAGUGUGAAUAUGCAUUUGACAUGCUACAUGGGUGAAGCUCACAAAAACUGUUAUUAAAUAUAUUACGGGUCAUGUUUUACCACAUAAUGAAAAGAAAAAAUCUGAAAUUAUAUUGUGCAUAAAGAAAAUUAAACCUAUUUUUAGGACCAAUAAGAUUUUUACAUUGUGUUUGAAUUGCACUGUGUCGUUAUGUGUACAUCAUUGUAGUAUUUGUUGUACUGAUUUUUGUUUAUGCUUAUAUUAAUUUUUAAAAAAUCAUUGUGUCAAGAUAGGAUGGUUUUCAUUGCUGUUUAGGGGGGGGAAUUUACUUAAUUGUCAUUAAAAAAGAAAUCGAAAUAAAUGGUUCUAAAAAAAAGAAAGGGAUUUAAGGGAUAGUCAACCCACAAAUUAAAAAAUUCUCAACAUUUACUCAACCGCAUGCCAUCCCACAUGUGUAUGAUUGACUUCUGCUCAACACACACACAAAAAAAGUUUUUUUAGAAGAAUAUCUCAGCUCUGUUGGUCCAUACAAUGCAAGUGAAUGGUGACCGGAACUUUUAAGCGCCACAAGGUACAUAAAGGCAGCAUAACAGUAUUCCAUAUGACUCCAGUGGUUUAAUCCAUGUUUUCAGAAGUGAUAUGGUGGGUGAGUAACAGAUCAAUAAAGUCCUUUUUUUACUAAAAUCAUUUUCGGUGAUUUGUAAAAAGGACUGAAAUGUUUAUGUUUCUCUCCCACACCUAUCAUAAGAUAUGGAUUAAACCACUGGAGUUGUAUGGAAUACUGUUAUGCAGCCUUUGUGAAUUUCUUUACCUUUUUGGUAAAAAUGUCUGGCCACCAUUCACUUGCAUUGUAUGGACCUACAGAGCAGAGAUAUUCUUCUAAAAGUCUUUGUGUUCAGCAGAAGAUAAAAAGUCACACAUCUAUGAUUGCAUGAGGGUGAAUAAAUGACAGAAUUUUCAUUUUUGGGUGAACUAUCCCUUUUUAAAACCAUUUGCAUUGUGACAUUAUUUUCAGGACACUUAAGAACAUUUUAACCCCCCCCCCCCCUCCCCCCCCAGUUUUACAGUAAUAAAAAAAAGAUGUUGUUGCACUGAUGCAAUGAUAUUUUUUUUUUUUACUAAAAGAAGCAAAAAAGAAAGGCAGUACCAAAGAAGUUCUACUAUGAUAAAUACUUAACAAUUCAAAUAAUACAUCAUUUUUUCACAUUGCGAUAAUGAGAACAGCAUGAUGUCUUUUUUUCCCUGCAUUUCGUUAAUGAGAAUCAGGGGGUAAAAUGUCUAUUGCAGUAGCGAUAAUAAAUGGCCUUGAAAUAGGCUUAAUUUUCAAUAUUGCAAAAUAUAAUUUCUUAUUUGUUUAUUUUGAUUCCGGAGUAAAAAAGGACCAGGUCAUUUUCUGGAUGGUUUCGUGGAAAUCACCCACGCUGUAAACAAGAUUGGACUAAAUGCUGGAUUACAAUGUAGAGUUGCCCAUGAGAUUUGUGUUGCUGUAUUGAUGUCUAGAAUACCUCCUUGGCUUAUUAUACAUGUUUAUACUUAUUAUCUUGUUUAAAUAUUAACGACUAACAAUGUUAAUUUGACAUAUUUUAAGCCUUAACCAUUUUAUCACUAGUUGUUUACCAUCACAUUUUAUAUAUUUUAUACCAUAUUGGUGUUUAAUUGUGUACUCAGUACUUUUAUGUAAUUUUAUUUCCUAGCAUGAACAUGCUGUAAAUAAACUAUACAGUACUUAAGUGUUAACCAGUUUAUAUAAAAUGACUACAUGUCUAGUUAUUAUGAAAUCUACCUUUUUAAUAGUUAAAUUGUGGUACUCAAAAAGGUUUGCCUUGGCUGCUACAUGCAAAGUCAAGAUGUGGAGAGAAACUUUUAGACUUUGUAGAAGUA